Quercus lobata is the source of this 1624-nucleotide messenger RNA. It is a transcript of the gene NLA, whose product is annotated as SPX (SYG1/Pho81/XPR1) domain-containing protein. Bases 348 to 1328 code for a protein of 326 amino acids. The transcript is spliced from 6 exons. The record is from RefSeq and is a predicted model, not a curated record. Lineage: Eukaryota; Viridiplantae; Streptophyta; Magnoliopsida; Fagales; Fagaceae.
AGACUUUUAAACUUGCGGAGAAAUUUACGAGAAAAUUGACCUUUUCUCAUGGUGACCGUCAUGUCACCCUCUCUUAUCCCUUUAGAUACGUACUCUCCAACAAGUUUAAACAUUUCACAUAUCAAAGAGAAGCGUCUUGAGUGAGAAUUGAGAAAGCCACUCAAAAAGAGCUUUUUAUAGCGUCAGACAAAAGCUAAGGAUUCACCUUCAUUACUUUUGUCGGCUACAAAUAUAUAUAUUUGUCUCGUCAAGAAUCAAUCUUGAUUUAUCCCCAUUUUUUUUCACAGUGGAAUUACAUGAAAACAUUCUUGAAGGAAGGGAAGGAGAUUUAUUUUUAUAAGUGAAAGAUGAAGUUUUGUAAGCAAUACCAGGAGUACAUGCAAGGCCAAAAGAAAAAGCUACCUGGGCUUGGCAUCAAGAACCUCAAGAAGAUCUUAAAGAAGUGCCGGAGUGAUUUACAGUGUCACAAUGGCAUUGAUGGGGUCCUUGGCAACCAAACAUGUCCUGACCAUUGCACAGUAUGCGAUGGAACCUUCUUUCCUUCUCUUGUCAAGGAAAUGUCUGAAGUAGUAGGUUCCUUUAACAAGCAUGCACAGAAAUUGCUUGAGCAACAUCUUGCUUCUGGCUUUAAUAAGUGCUUUAUGUGGUUCAGAGGCAAGCAACGAAAGAACCAACAUGUUACCUUAAUCCAAGAAGGAAAGGAACUGGUUACUUAUGCACUGAUAAAUGCCAUUGCAAUUCGGAAAAUACUAAAGAAAUAUGAUAAGGUUCAUUACUCUAAGCAAGGUCAGGCCUUCAAGACACAAGCCCAAAGCAUGCACAUUGAAAUCCUUCAGAGUCCCUGGCUCUCUGAGCUCAUGGCUUUCCACAUCAACUUAAGAGAAAGCAAGAUCAAAUCUAGAAACGCACCUGGAUUUUUUGAGGCAUGCAACCUCACGUUUAAUGAUGAUGGCAAACCAUCACUUACUUGUGAGCUAUUUGAUUCAGUCAAAGUUGACAUCGAUUUGACUUGUUCUAUAUGCCUGGACACAGUCUUCGAUCCAUAUUCCCUCACUUGUGGCCAUAUAUUCUGCUACAUGUGUGCUUGCUCAUCUGCAUCAGUGUCAAUUGUUGAUAAGCUAAAGUCAGCAGAGCCUAAAGGAAAAUGCCCUCUGUGCCGAGAGGCUGGAGUUUAUGAAGGUGCUGUACCCUUGGAGGAGCUUAGAAUUCUAUUAAGGCGGAGGUGCAGUGAGUACUGGGAGGAGCGGCGUCAGGCAGAGAGAUUAGAGAGGAUGCGGCUGAUAAAACAGCACUGGGAUAACCAAACAAAGGCAAUGAUGGGUAUCUAAUUGGGUAAUCCUGUUACUUGGCAGUGUUUUCUAUGGGAAAAUUUGGCAUUUUUAUAGGUAUCAAAUUGGGCAAUCCUAUUACUUGGCAGUGUUUUCUAUGUAAAAAAGGGAAAAUUUGGCAUUUUUAUGGGUAUCUAAUUGGGCAAUCCUGUUCAUUGGCAGUGUUUGCUAUGUAAAAAUUCAGAUGUCAUAGACAUAUCCGUAAAUAAAGAAAAUUGUAGCCAGACUUGUAGCUGGGUAUGAUACUUGUAUAUUGCUUGCUUUGGAAUAAAUCAGAUGUACAGCUUUCAUGUUUA